UCUUCGCAGAGGAUUGUGGGUGGAAACUGGAGAAUCAAGAUGGCAGCGCCCUGCACGAGAAUGGCGAAUCGCCCUUUAUGGCAAUUUAUUACAAAUGUCAGACGGACAGGCCUAAAACAUACAGGAGUUCGUCAAAUUUCUCUCAGUUCCGCUUGUCGAGCUGCAACUCAGACCAGAAGUAAAACGGAAGGCGUCGCGUCGCCAUGGAAGCUGUACGGGGCGGUGUGUCUCCAGAGGCUGCCUGUCAUAUCACAGGAGCGGAACCCGAUCGAAGACCAAUUCGCUGAGCUCAUGCAUCAGAUGGAGCUGGAGAGAAGCUUGCUGUCGGAUCAUGAACAGAGGCUCCUAGAGGACUCAGAACGUAUGACUCGUAAACAGGCAGACAACUAUGAUUCAGAUGAGGAGGAGGCAGACUACGGUGGCCAGGAGACCAUCACCGCUCAGGACCAGGAGGACACCUGGGAACAGAAGCUCAAACACUUCCAACCUGCUCUCAGAGACAGAGGUAGGAGUCAGAGAGGUUGUGGGACACCGCUGGGCUCAGUGGAGAGGUGUCUAGGAGACAGCCUGGUCCUGCUGGUCCAGCAGACUGUCGGUAAACAGACCAUCUGGCUGCUCCCUCAGGCCCAGUGGGAGGCAGGGGAGACUCUCCGACAGACAGCAGAGAGAAGCCUCAGCAACCUGCCAGAGGCUGAUUUCAAGGCUACGUUCCUUGGCAACACCCCCUGUGGUGUGUACAGGUACACAUUCCCCAAAGAGGUCCGGACAGAGCGCUGCGUGGGAGCCAAGGUCUUCUUUUUCAAAGCUUUCCUGUCCUCUGGUUCAGCCAGUCAGAAACAACCUUUUCUGUGGGUGAAGAAGACUGAACUGCAGGGAUACCUGAAGCCACCUUACUUGGAGAAGGUUGACCGCUUCCUACUCAACCUGUGAUGGAGUGUAUGAGAGCUGAUGGAGAAGGUUGACCGUUUCCUACUCAACCUGUGAUGGAGCGGAUGAGAGCUGAUGGAGAAGAUGUGACGAGAGGUUACGAUGUCUUUUUUAGAUACGUCCUGGAAGUCAUAUUUCUGUCACAGCAACUGUUGUUUUCUCCUGACCGUCCUCUUGGUGUAUAAGCGAGCUUGAUUAAAGUUUAUAAUUUGUUCCAACAUAUAAA
Oncorhynchus masou masou (cherry salmon) is the source of this 1153-nucleotide messenger RNA. Its product is annotated as large ribosomal subunit protein mL46-like. The record is from RefSeq and is a predicted model, not a curated record. The coding region runs from base 40 to 930 and encodes 296 amino acids. Gene Ontology annotation, molecular function: structural constituent of ribosome. Gene Ontology annotation, cellular component: mitochondrial large ribosomal subunit. The transcript is spliced from 4 exons. Lineage: Eukaryota; Metazoa; Chordata; Actinopteri; Salmoniformes; Salmonidae.